Messenger RNA from Heteronotia binoei (common prickly gecko), 3098 nucleotides. RefSeq names its product RNA 2',3'-cyclic phosphate and 5'-OH ligase (gene RTCB). The record is from RefSeq and is a predicted model, not a curated record. Bases 138 to 1655 code for a protein of 505 amino acids. Gene Ontology annotation, cellular component: tRNA-splicing ligase complex; nucleus. The transcript has 12 exons. Gene Ontology annotation, biological process: tRNA splicing, via endonucleolytic cleavage and ligation. Lineage: Eukaryota; Metazoa; Chordata; Lepidosauria; Squamata; Gekkonidae. Gene Ontology annotation, molecular function: RNA ligase (ATP) activity.
CUCAUCUUUCUUCGGAAAGCUUCGCGAGCCUUCUCGGAUCCCGUACCCGGCCUUGGUUGAAGGGAGAGCGUGUGUGGCUGAAUUUUGUGACACGAAGUUAGUGGCGGUAGCUGGGCUGACCCGGAGCUUUCGCCGCCAUGAGCCGGAGUUACAACGAUGAGCUGCAAUAUCUGGAUAAACUCGACAAGAACUGCUGGCGCAUCAAGAAGGGCUUCGUGCCCAACAUGCACGUGGAAGGUGUGUUCUAUGUGAAUGAUCCUUUAGAGAAAUUGAUGUUUGAAGAGUUAAGGAAUUCCUGUCGAGGGGGAGGUGCUGGUGGUUUCCUGCCAGCCAUGAAGCAAAUUGGAAAUGUGGCUGCGCUGCCUGGCAUCAUCCAUAGGUCUAUAGGGCUUCCUGAUGUCCAUUCUGGCUAUGGCUUUGCCAUUGGUAACAUGGCUGCCUUUGAUAUGAAUGACCCCGAAGCUGUGGUAUCACCAGGUGGUGUCGGCUUUGACAUCAACUGUGGUGUACGGCUGUUGCGUACUAACCUUGAUGAGUGUGAUGUCCAGCCUGUGAAGGAGCAGCUGGCCCAGUCCAUGUUUGACCACAUUCCUGUCGGUGUAGGAUCCAAGGGUGUCAUUCCUAUGAAUGCCAAGGAUUUGGAGGAGGCUCUGGAGAUGGGAGUGGACUGGUCCCUGCGUGAGGGUUAUGCCUGGGCUGAGGAUAAAGAGCAUUGUGAAGAAUAUGGGAGGAUGUUGCAAGCUGAUCCAAAUAAAGUAUCUGCAAGGGCUAAGAAAAGGGGUUUGCCUCAGCUGGGGACUCUGGGAGCCGGAAACCAUUACGCUGAGAUCCAGGUUGUGGAUGAAAUUUAUAAUGAGUAUGCUGCUCGGAAGAUGGGUAUAGACCACAAGGGACAAGUGUGUGUGAUGAUCCACAGUGGCAGCAGAGGCCUGGGCCACCAAGUAGCUACAGAUGCCCUCGUGGCUAUGGAGAAAGCUAUGAAACGAGACAAGAUCACCGUGAAUGACCGCCAGCUGGCUUGUGCCAGGAUUGCUUCCCAAGAGGGCCAGGAUUACUUGAAGGGAAUGGCAGCAGCUGGAAAUUAUGCAUGGGUCAAUCGUUCUUCCAUGACUUUCCUCACUAGACAGGCUUUUGCCAAAGUCUUCAAUACCACCCCUGAUGAUCUGGACAUGCACGUAAUCUAUGAUGUGUCACACAACAUUGCUAAAGUAGAGCAGCAUGUGGUGGAUGGAAAAGAACAGACCCUGUUGGUGCACAGGAAAGGAUCAACUCGGGCUUUUCCUCCGCAUCAUCCCCUCAUAGCUGUCGAUUACCAAUUGACUGGCCAGCCAGUGCUGAUUGGUGGGACUAUGGGAACGUGUAGUUAUGUCCUUACUGGUACAGAGCAAGGCAUGACUGAAACAUUUGGAACCACUUGCCAUGGAGCGGGUCGUGCACUGUCCCGAGCCAAAUCCCGACGCAACUUGGAUUUUCAGGAUGUCUUGGACAAGCUGGCAGACAUGGGGAUUGCAAUCCGCGUUGCUUCUCCCAAACUGGUCAUGGAAGAAGCACCUGAAUCUUACAAGAAUGUGACAGAUGUGGUCAACACCUGCCAUGCAGCUGGCAUCAGCAAGAAAGCCAUUAAACUGAGGCCCAUUGCAGUUAUCAAAGGCUAGCGAAACUGACCAGAAUCAUCGUCAUCCAAGACCUUUUUGCCACCCAGAGUGCUUGGUGACUGUAUUCUCUGUAUAGUUGGAGAUAUCAACUGACAUAGAUUCUUUAUUGUUGGAACUCAUGGAAUAAGGAGUGUCCAGAAAAUGUUCUUUGUUUUGAGGAAGGGAUAAACCAUGACAUGUUGCCACCUGAUUUUAUGGAGCAAUGUCUGAAACCAGUGGAAUUUCUUUUAGCAGACUGUUGAAGAAUGGUCAUUACUUGCUGCAACUGUAGCCAACGUUAGUUCUGUAAUUUCUGAUCUAUGAGGAAGCAUUUCUGAUGGAGGUGUUUUCCGAUGUAAGCCGAGUACAUCUCUUCAAGAUGGUCUUCUGUUUUUGCAGACUUUAAUUUGACGAGUCCUUUGCUUUAAAAGUUUAGACUCCUCUGAAAUAGGACCAUGAACAGAAUUCAGUUAUCAGUAGAUAUACUAAACAGUUGAAAGGGAAGUUUUGUAUGCUUUACUGGAAGAAGUUUAAUAGUGCCACACAAUUGACAAUUGGCCCACAAAUGUUCUGUCUGAAAGUCCUUGAACAGAUAGUUGCAUUGUAUCUUUGCACUAAUCGAGGAAGCUGUUUUCUGAGGGUAAGCUUUUACCAGCUAUUUUGCCCCAUUACAUAUCCUAGGAUAUACCAAGUGCAGGUAGUUCAGUGUGCCCCUCAUGCCAGGUAAUAAAAUAGUGACUGGCAUAGCUAGCACAGGUGUUGUCCUGGUACUAUUCUGUGUAUGUUAGUGACACCUAUGAUUGAUCUGUUGGUAGGUAGGAAUGACCAUGCCAUGUUAUAGCAGUAGUGAUGGCUUGAUGGGAUCUGGAUCACAGGUAUGACUUUGACAUUGGCAUAGUCAUUUAUCCUCUUGCAUUUGAUUGGAAUGCUGAAAUCAUUUUACCAAAACAUCUGAGGCCUUGACAUUUCUAAAUAAAACAGAGAAGACAUUCUCUGUCACUGACAAGAACUGACAUUUGGAGAAUGAGGAAAGUGUUUUAUAUUUAAAGAUGGAGAUUUUGUUUGAAUAUCAGGGUAACAACCCUUUCACUUCUAAUGCAACUCUAGAAGAAUCUCAGGUCCUGCAUGUCAGUCUCAUUUGAUUUAUUUCACAGGGGGAAAAGUUACUGGCAUGUAUAAAAAUUAAAUUGUAGACAAUAGAGGGCAUCUAUUUCAAAUAAAUAGUCACCAAGGGCCAAAUAAAGAUGGGGUGGGGGAAGGCUUAAAACAGCACAGAAAAGAGGUCAUUUUUUGUACAUGUGUGAGAGUGAGUGUGAGGACUUUGUCUAACACUUUACAUGUGGACUUGUGAAUAAAUGCCCAUGGGUUCCCUUGCUGUGUCUCCUUUGGCCUUGAAAGAGGGGCAGAAGCUAUAAAAUGCUUUCCAUGGUAGUGCAAAUAAAAGUCACUUGUUAAAGUAUGUAA